Poeciliopsis prolifica (blackstripe livebearer) is the source of this 783-nucleotide messenger RNA. Its product is annotated as chemokine-like factor. Gene Ontology annotation, cellular component: membrane. The record is from RefSeq and is a predicted model, not a curated record. Lineage: Eukaryota; Metazoa; Chordata; Actinopteri; Cyprinodontiformes; Poeciliidae. The transcript has 4 exons. Bases 25 to 474 code for a protein of 149 amino acids.
UGUUGCAAAUGAAAUAACGCCACCAUGUCAGGGAACGACAACCGAAGCACGGUAGAUGUAGAUGCUGCUUUUCUCAAAUCCAGGAGGGGAAUAGUCAAAGUGGCAGAGACGGGAACCCUGCUUGUUGCAUUUGUGUGUUUCGCUGUUGCCUCCACGCCAAAGUACCUUACGGCCACAUUGUUGGAGUUUCUAAUCACUCUACUUCUGCUGCUUUUGUACCUACUGAAACUCAACAAGAGGAUCACAUUCCUGUUUUGGCCUAUUGUUGACGUUUUCAACUCAGUGUUUGCAGCGAUCUACCUCCUUGUCUUGAGCCUGAUGGCGUUGACUUCGAGCUCCUUCACGGGAACACUGGUUGGAGGGGUGGUGAGCUUAAUUUCAGCUGGACUUCUAUUUGUGGACAGCUGCAUGCUUUUCAGAAACAUCACAUUCAACAAAUCAAGAAAUGAAACACAGAAUCAAAGCCAAGGAUAAAAACUACAAAGUCACUGAAACAGCAUUAAAAGGAGGCUGCAAGCCUCAUCAGCUCAAGAGCGUAUCUGUAUUGCAUUUAGAGACAGUUAUAUAUUUUUCAAUGUUUCUGGCCCAAUUUACUACAUUAUGUAACACCAAUAUGACUACAUUUUUGUCAUAUUAUUAAAUGCAGAAAAUAUUUUGUUCAACAUAAGUCUUAAAUAAAUACACGUACCACAUAAUUACUUAAUAUAUCUGAUCAUCUUGGGGAAACCUGUCAGAAAAUGUGUCAUUUAUUUUCUGUCCGAUUAAAUUGUGUUUUACUUUGAA